Mobula hypostoma (lesser devil ray) is the source of this 2534-nucleotide messenger RNA. Its product is annotated as dapper homolog 2-like. The record is from RefSeq and is a predicted model, not a curated record. The transcript has 4 exons. Bases 62 to 2344 code for a protein of 760 amino acids. Gene Ontology annotation, biological process: negative regulation of nodal signaling pathway. Gene Ontology annotation, cellular component: cytoplasm. Lineage: Eukaryota; Metazoa; Chordata; Chondrichthyes; Myliobatiformes; Myliobatidae.
CCCACCCCUCUUUCCCUCUGGACGCUGUCAGUGUAGGGGAGGGCAGUGCCCGCGGUUCAAGAUGCUAAACAGAGAGCGCCGACUCGCCCCUCCGCCCUGGGCCGCCCCGGAUCGCGGCAGAGCCGGCGAGAGGCUGCGGGCGGCCGUAGCGGGACUGCAGGAGCUGGAGCUUCUGAAGGUGCGGCAGAGGGAGCUCGUCAUGAGGGCGCUGGGGACCGAGGCUGCCCCGGCGCAGGUAGGCGCCGAGGAACAGCGGCUGGAAGCCACCCUCAGCGCCUUGAAGGAGCAACUGUCACAUCUACGAAAACAAGAUGUUGGGUUAAAGGUUCACCUGCAACACCUGGACCGACAAAUUAAUGAGCUGAAACUGGACGUCAGCAAGGCAUCCUCAGAGCAACUGGAGACUGACAGCAGGCCAAGUUCAGGGUUUUACGAGCUAAGUGACACAGGCUCCUGCUCUCUGUCCAACUCCUGCAACUCCAUGUGCAGUGAUCUGACUUCGUCCUCGCAGGGCAGCCUGAUGUACCGCGGUCAGCCGGGACCGGGGAAGGACAGCGGCCGGCUGGAGAGCCGACCUCAGUCGGCCGAUGAGAUCACCGUGCGGAUGGCAGGCCUCGUCCCCCAGGGCAGGCGACCCGGCAGAGGCAUCAGGACCACGGCUGAUCCAGUGCCUCCCUUGAACUUCGGGAGGCUGGGAUUUGCCAGGCCCAGACCGGUUUCCACAGGUGACUUGGAGCGAUUUGUACCUCUGCAAAAGGAGUGUAAGUCUUCUGAGCAAAAGGGCGUCCAGACUGACGACAUAUUGGACUGGAAGUAUUGUUGCAACCUGGUUUCCAAGAACAGUGGCGAUGUCUACAAUUACCCCAGCCCCCUCCAUGCAGUUGCCCUACAGAGUCCUUUGUUUAGCCUCUCCAGCAGGGUACUUGGGGUGGAAGAUAAGUACUGUCUGUCAGGCACGGCGUUCACUUGUCCAGAGAGCAAGCUAGUUCCCCCUGAAGCGGGGCUUGGCUGUUUAAAUAAUCAAACUGAGAGAGCCCAGCUCAGCAGGGGUGAAGGGAGCUGUGUCCCAGUGAGUCCAAAUGCUGUGUGUGAGGGGAUGUUAGCAGGUUCCACUGAGGCCCGGAAAGAUAUCUGUGUCUAUAACAAAAUCAGGGGGAAGCUUGAGAAGAUGCCAGCGCAGCGCCGGGGGGAUAAUUGGCAAGGUGCUGAGCUCCAAGGGGAAACACCUGCCAAAACUAAUCUGAGCCACAGGGAGCUGUCUGGCGGUGUGGAUACCUCGGCCCCAGCUGGUCGGCUGGGAGGGGAUUCUGAGGUUGCUGGCAGUGACUGGCAGCUCAGGCCGGCGGUAAGAGGCUUGAUUACCGCAGGUUCCUGUUUGGGCCUACGAGUGGCUCAUGGAGCAAGUUCCUCAAGCCUGCCCAUGGCUCAUGGGUCAGGUUCCUGCUUAGGCCUAUCCACCAACCAGGGAGCAGGCAACUGCUUGGGUGUACCCACUACCCAAGGAGUAGGCUCCUGCUUGGGCACGUCCAAUGCCCAAGGAGCAGGCUCUAGCUAUGGCCUAGUUGACUUGUCCAUCAGCAGCCAGCCAACCAGCCAGGCUCCUGGCUUUCCUGGCGCUGACAUUUCGCAUGGGAUGGGCCGGAACGGGCGGUGUGGUGUGACUCAGGAUGGCUUUGUCCAGGCCCGUUUUGUGGGCCCUGAGUCCCAGCUGCGACUGCCGAGGUGGCCGCCCAGUGGCAAGGCCAAGGUGACCAGGAUCAAAAGGAGGGGCAGCGAAGCUGGGCAGUGUGGGGUGGGGCCAGAGGCUGUCCUCAGAGCUGUGACAGAGGGGAAUCGACCUGGCAAACAUGGCGCCCAGCUGCAGUGCCCCGCUCUUGCCCAGACCCCUGCCUGUACAGGCUGGGAGCUGGCGAUGAGGCCUAGCCCACCCCCUGCGGGCCGGGUGGCUUCGGGGCGCCGGCCUGCCCCACAGCGCAGGGUAGGGAGGAGGCUCUCUGGGAAUCGCGGGACCUGCGCCGGGCGGCGGCGGGAGCUGGGGAGUCGCCUCUCCGGCUUCAGCGACUCAGAGCAGUCCGACCGUGGCUCCCUCUCCCACACCGCCGUGGCCGGCAGCCGCAGCAGUGCAGAUGAGUGCAGUGACCACACGGCUGACCGCUUCGGUGAUGCCGAAUCCAGCGGCAGUGAGUGUGGGCAACCGGCACCACAGGCCGGGGACCAGCAUGCCCUCGGGAACCGCGGCCGCCGGUCGGAGGCCAGGAUAUGCCGGAUAAAGGCCUCCCGUGCCCUAAAGAAAAAGAUCCGGAAAUUUCAACCUGAGGCUUUAAAGGUUAUGACCACUGUGUGAGGAGAUCUCACGCUGGGCACUGUUGUCUAGCUAACAAAAGAAAUUGCCCUUCAGAUGCAAGGGAAAUCCAGUCACGAACUGUGUUUGAACUCUGCUAAAGCACAAGACCCUUUGCCAGAGACUGUUCCUCGUCCUAUGUAUGAUAAUUAUUGUCGUUUUUUCAAUUGUUGCAAAGUGCAUUGUAGAACAA